Molecule: messenger RNA, 387 nt
Organism: Diuraphis noxia (Russian wheat aphid)
Lineage: Eukaryota; Metazoa; Arthropoda; Insecta; Hemiptera; Aphididae
Product: eukaryotic translation initiation factor 4E-1B-like
Biological process (GO): translational initiation
Cellular component (GO): eukaryotic translation initiation factor 4F complex; cytoplasm
Molecular function (GO): translation initiation factor activity; RNA 7-methylguanosine cap binding
Source: RefSeq, a predicted model, not a curated record
GGUCGUUGGUUAUUACAGUUACCACCAGCAAAAAAUAACCAACAAGUUGACGAGUACUGGAAAAAUAUUAUAUUGAGUAUAAUCGGUGAAAUAUAUGACCAAAGUUCUGAAAUUAAUGGAGCWAUAGUUAAUGUACGAGCCAAAGCAACUAAAAUAGCAGUAUGGACAAACAAUGCAUCAAAAGAUAACGGAAGUAACAUUAUGGCUAUAGGAAGGAAAAUAAAGGAAGUUUUGGGCGCUCAAAAUGAAAAGAUGGUUUAUGAGUCUCAUGCAGAUACAUCAAAUAAACAAGGAUCAUUUACGAAACACUCAUUUAUGAUAUAAAUUAGCAAAGUUGAAAAACAAAUGUUUAAAAAUAAAACGCAUUUAAAAUAAAAAAUUAAUAUU